UCUAGAAUUUUUCCAAUAUGGCUGCGCCCAUGAGAGCUUCACGCAUUAGGGGAAAUUACUUGAUCCAAUUCGCUCAUCAGCACACAGAUUUCAGGAUUGCGGAAUUGAAGGCAUUGAUUGACCUAUUUAAUGUUGAUAUCCAGUGGGAUGAGAAAAGCCUUGGAGAUGAGAGUCCUUACCUAAAGGUCAAGAUACUCUCUGAGGAGGAUGUGAGAAAAAUUGGAAGUCGGUCAGUUUUGAUAAAGAACAUCAUUGAACUUUGGGGACAUGGCGGCACAUAUUCAGAAUUGAACGAAAGUCUGAGAGAAACAAACAGAAACAUCAUGGUCCCACAUUUUGUCAAAGAAAAAUCUUUUAAGUUUGAGUUGGAUGCUUUUAACAAGAAGCUCAGCCAUUCGUAUAAGCUGGAAAUGUUUCAGCAUUUACCUCAAGAUGUACUAGCAUUCCAAGGGGAUGUAAGUUUGGACAAUCCGGACGAGGCCUUUUUUCUCCUCGAGGAUUAUGGACCAUUCGGCAGCCAGGCUCCAGAAAAUCCUCAUCAGAUAUAUUUUGGGAGACAGAUUUCCGAGGGUCAAAGAGACGCUAUUCGAAAAUACACCCUACAGAGCAGGAAGUUUAUAGCUAACACUAGUAUGGACGCUUGUCUCUCCCUCCUGAUGGCAAACAUCGGCCAGGUGAAGAAGGAUAACCUAGUCAUCGACCCAUUUGUUGGAACAGGCAGCUUACUUGUGGCCUGUGCCCACCAUGGAGCCUACGUGAUGGGCACAGACAUCAACUAUCUACUCCUACACGCUAGAGGUAAACCCUCACGCGCAAAGCAGGAGAAACGAGAGUCGGACGAGAGUAUUCAGGCUAACCUCUGCCAAUAUGGCCUAGGAGACUUUUACCUUGACGCUGUCAUUGGAGACGCAUCCAAGCACCGCAUGUGGCGCCAGCAGCCUAUGUUCGAUGCCAUCAUUACUGAUCCUCCUUAUGGUGUGAGAGAGAAAGCGAAGAAAGUGGGCACAGGUGUUGAGGAUGUCAAACUGUCUGACGACCAGAAAAUUGGACAUGUUCCUCAUAAGGUAGAUUACCAUCUGGGUCAGAUCUUCAAAGAUCUGCUCAACUUUGCGGCCAAGUUUCUACACAUGGGUGGCCGUCUGGUCUACUGGUUUCCGGUGUACAGACGAAGCUACAAGGAGGAAAACAUCCCAACUCAUCCCUGUCUGCAUCGCAUAGCCAACUGUGAACAGGCGUUGAACUGCCGGAUUUCCCGACGUCUUAUCACCAUGGAGAAAGUCCGUCCAUUUGAGGAAAUCCACGAAUCGGACAACGCUCAAGUGGAAGUGGAUCACUACGAGGAUGCAUCAUUCCGUCAGAUGUAUUUCCACCCCCGACAGUCGAAGGGAGAUAAUUCUAAAGAACAAGUUGAAAAUGGAGAAUUGAGUAUAAAAGGGGAAAAUGAUAACAUAGAAUCCACCUCACUGACUGAAAAUGGAUGAUAUGACUUAAACCUGGUGCGUGAUGGCGUCCAAUUAAUAGAGACAAUGUGUUAGCUCCUCCUACUAAGAUAAGGACAUUUGAUUAAAUACUGUCGGGGAGCAUCAUUCCAACUUCAGAGAAAGAUGUCUAUUUUCCUUGUUAUUUGAAUGAGGAGUCAAAUUUGAAUACAAUGCUCCCCGAGUAUGGCAUUGGAAGCUUGCCGUUUAGACACUGAUCCUGGUCAAACGGUCGGGGGAUUCCCAGCUUCUGGCUGAGUCUGUUGGGAUCUGCAGACGUGUUCAAUUUAGCGUUUGGUAGAAUGAUUGUUCCAGCCAUGUCAGGGACCACAGACUUGUCAUUGAUCAUGUGAUUUUGAACGACACACUCAUAACUUAAACUGUGAUAUUUUUAAUGCAAUAAAAACAAAAA
Mizuhopecten yessoensis (Yesso scallop) is the source of this 1890-nucleotide messenger RNA. RefSeq names its product tRNA (guanine(10)-N2)-methyltransferase homolog. Gene Ontology annotation, cellular component: cytoplasm. Gene Ontology annotation, biological process: methylation. Lineage: Eukaryota; Metazoa; Mollusca; Bivalvia; Pectinida; Pectinidae. Bases 18 to 1481 code for a protein of 487 amino acids. Gene Ontology annotation, molecular function: nucleic acid binding. The transcript has 14 exons. The record is from RefSeq and is a predicted model, not a curated record.